AUGAGCUACACUUACGAUCCUGAAGAGAUCCAGUACAUCAUUCGUAUACACAACACAAACAUUGAUGGUACGAAGAGAAUUGCGUUUGCGCUGACCAAGAUUUCAGGAAUGGGCAUAAGAAUAGCAACUGCCAUAUGCAAACGCCUUGGAAUUGAUAAGAUGAAGCGAGCAGGAGAAAUCGGAGAAGACGACUUGAAGAGAAUCAGCGACGCAAUUAUUAAUCCGGGCAGUCUUGGAAUUCCAGAGUCGUAUUUCAAUCGUCAGAGGGAUCCUAUUGACGGAGUGUCAUCGCACCUGAUUGGAACAAAGCUUGAUGCUGAGAUGAGGAUGAUGAUUGAGAGAGGAAAGAAGAACAAGCUGAUUAGGGCAUUUAGACUUGAUGUCGGGCUCAAAGUGCGUGGACAGAGAACCAAGUCGAAUGGAAGACAUGGAAACUCCAUGGGUGUUGCCAGAAAGAAGUAA
Messenger RNA from Ordospora colligata OC4, 462 nucleotides. RefSeq names its product ribosomal protein S18. The record is from RefSeq and is a predicted model, not a curated record. Gene Ontology annotation, cellular component: small ribosomal subunit; cytosol; ribosome. Gene Ontology annotation, biological process: translation. Bases 1 to 462 code for a protein of 153 amino acids. Gene Ontology annotation, molecular function: RNA binding; structural constituent of ribosome. The transcript has a single exon. NCBI's taxonomy places the organism in Eukaryota, Fungi, Microsporidia, Ordosporidae.